AUGGAGAAUACUCGGGUGUUUGUCAGUGGGCUUCCACCUACUUGCUCUAAUGAUCAGCUUCGCAAUCAUUUUGCAAGCCGCUUCACUGUUACAGAUGCUCAUGUCCUGCCCAAACGGCGCAUGGGUUUCGUUGGCUUCAAAAGCAAUGAAGCGGCCCAGGAAGCUGUCAACUACUUCAACAGGACAUAUAUGAAGAUGUCCAGGAUCUCGGUAGAUCUUGCUCGACCGAUUGAUUCUAAGCCCACGGAGGGAGCUCAUCCUACACGAAAGCGUGAUGCUAUGGAAGCUGCUUCGGACCAUGCUCUCAAGCGUAAAAGGGAUGCCGACUCCAAGCCUCAAGACCCCAAGCUGCAAGAGUAUCUUGCUUUGGCGCAGACCUCUUCCAAGACCCGAACCUGGGCAAAUGAUGAUAGCACGGCCAUGGCCAUGGCUGCCGAGCAGGCCGUUGCUCCAAUUAACACACCAGCCCAGGAUACCAGUCCGUCUGAGGAACUUCCUUCGCAUCCGAAAAAGGUUCGUCGGGAACCUGCAUUCGAUGCUGACGCUGAGAAGCCCCAGACUAUGGAGGUGGACAGACCCGAUGAGGACGUGGAGGAAGUCACACCGGUGCAAGAGGAGACUGAGGCGGCGCAGGAUGAGACAGGCCCAGUAUCAGAUUCUGACUGGCUUCGGUCGAAGACGAGUCGUCUUCUUGGUCUCUUAGAUGAAGAUGAACAGGCUGAGUUCGACCAACACAAAGUUGCUCAACCAGCCGAGUCAAGUCGUGACGUCGAGGAAUCUCGCACUGCUGCCUUCGAGGAUGUCCAUCCUCAGCCUGUUACUGACGAUGCUACUGUUGAGGAUGGUGAUGCAGUUGAGACAACACCCGAGCGGCCAGAUCCAAAUGUCGAUCUCAUUCGUGAUUCUGCCCGCUUGUUCGUUAGGAAUCUUGCCUAUGACACGACCGACGCGGAUCUUCAGCCGCUUUUUGCUCCCUUCGGCAAGCUGGAUGAGAUCCACGUGGCUUUUGAUACUCGGACUGAGACGAGCAAAGGCUUCGCCUACAUACAGUAUACGAAUGCCGAUGCCGCCCUCGAUGCCUAUCGGGCCUUGGAUGGAAAGCAUUUCCAGGGUCGACUCUUGCAUAUCCUUCCAGCUGCCGCUAAGAAGACGUACAAAAUCGACGAUGUUGAGCUAUCUAAGCUUCCCUUGAAAAAGCAGAAGCAAAUCAAACGUAAAAUGGGUGCUACCUCAACAGCCUUCAGCUGGAACUCUCUCUACAUGAAUGCCGAUGCCGUGAUGUCCUCGGUGGCGGACAGACUUGGUGUUAGCAAGGCAGAACUGCUAGACCCGACGUCUUCAGACGCCGCUGUAAAGCAAGCACAUGCUGAAACGCAUGUCAUCCAAGAAACCAAAGCCUACUUUGCAUCAAACGGAGUGAACAUUGAAGCUUUCAAGGGUCGUGAACGUGGAAACACCGCAAUUCUAGUGAAGAACUUUUCCUUCGGCGUGAAGUCUGCUGAGCUCCGGAGUCUGUUCGAGCCGUUCGGCCAGAUUCUCCGCCUUCUCAUGCCACCUAGUGGCACCAUUGCAAUUGUGGAGUUCUCCAGGCCUGAUCAGGCACAAGCUGCAUUCAAGAGUCUGGCGUAUCGCAAGAUAGGUGAUUCUAUCCUGUUCCUGGAAAAGGCGCCCAAGAACUUGUUUGAUGGCACGGUGACUCCCACUGCUCUUCCCGAGACUCAGGCCAAGUCUCAAGGAUUCUCUACUUCGGACACCUUCGCGGCAGACGAGCCCGAGACUGGCAUAACCUCAACCCUGUUCGUCAAGAACCUGAACUUCUCCACCACGAAUGACGGGUUCCUGGAGGUCUUCCGACCAUUGGAUGGAUUCGUUACUGGCCGCAUCAAGACCAAACCCGACCCCAAGCGUCCCGGUCAAACCCUCAGCAUGGGUUUCGGUUUUGCAGAAUUCAGAACCAAGGCUCAGGCGCAGGCGGCUCUGGCAGCCAUGGAUGGUUACAAGCUCGAUCAGCACGAGCUUGUCAUUCGCGCCUCACACAAGGGCAUGGAUGCUGCGGAAGAGCGGAGACGGGAGGACACGGCCAAGAAAAUUGCGGCCAGGCGGACCAAGAUCAUCAUCAAGAACUUGCCUUUCCAGGUUACCAAAAAGGACAUUCGGUCCUUGUUCGGCGCCUACGGUCAGCUCCGCUCCGUGCGUGUGCCUCAAAAGUUCGACCGGUCAGCUCGCGGUUUCGGUUUUGCAGACUUUAUCAGUGCUCGCGAGGCGGAGAAUGCCAUGGACGCGUUGAAAAACACGCAUCUCUUGGGUCGCCGACUGGUACUGGAAUUCGCGAACGAGGAGGCUGUCGAUCCCGAGGACGAGAUCGCGAAGAUAGAAAAGAAGGUAGGAGAGCAGGUGGACAGGGUCAAGCUCCAGCAACUUACGAGUGGAGGGCGAAAGAAAUUCACCGUAGGGGCAGAGGAGGACGAAUCGUGA
Messenger RNA from Penicillium brasilianum, 2475 nucleotides. Lineage: Eukaryota; Fungi; Ascomycota; Eurotiomycetes; Eurotiales; Aspergillaceae. The record is from the annotation of a GenBank genome assembly.